Messenger RNA from Aspergillus costaricaensis CBS 115574, 992 nucleotides. RefSeq names its product CSN8/PSMD8/EIF3K family protein. Lineage: Eukaryota; Fungi; Ascomycota; Eurotiomycetes; Eurotiales; Aspergillaceae. Gene Ontology annotation, biological process: protein deneddylation; COP9 signalosome assembly. Bases 251 to 904 code for a protein of 217 amino acids. Gene Ontology annotation, cellular component: COP9 signalosome. The record is from RefSeq and is a predicted model, not a curated record. The transcript is spliced from 3 exons.
CUCUUCUGGGGCUUGGCGCCAGGUACGUAAGUCACCCAAGUCAAACCACAAUACUUUGUUACUAGUUCCCUUUUCCCGUUGCGGGUUUGGGGGGAUUUCCUCCGAAACGUCCCCGCACCGUCAGUGCUUAGUAUCAGCGCAAGUCUAGUCGACCAUCAGUCGAACAUCCGAAUCGUUACGCCCUGUUUCAAGAAUAUUCAUUUGAGAAUUAAUACUCGAACUCUCGCGAUCGCUUAACGGUCAUCUCGCCAUGGAUCUUCCCCCACUCACACAAGAGCAACUGACCGCCGUCGUUGCCUCUGCUAAAACGCCGACGGAGCUCUACGAAACACUAUCAAACUAUGAAAGCGAAGCUUGUCUGCUCUCUAUGAAAAAGGGCAACCACACGGAGCUACUCAGUCUUUAUUAUUCUACAUUCUUCUUCUCCAACCUUCUUGUAGACAGAAUUCCCGAAGCUCGUUUAUCGACACAACGCGUGCCACAAGAAUUACUACAAAAUGACUCGUCACUACAGAACUGCUUGACACUUCUCCGAGCGGUCUGGCAACGGAAAUAUGAACAAGUGUAUAAGAUUCUGCGAGAACUGCCGUGGCCAGAAGCACUCCGACCCAUAGUCCAGAGUUAUGAAUCUCAUUUCCAGGAAAAGACGUUAAAGGAAGUCAGCAGAGCCUAUGAGGCGAUAAGGCCAGCAGCCGCUGCAACCUAUCUCGGUCUGGAUGCUGCCGCCGCACAACAGGGUGACCCGGCCAUCAUGCAGAAGUUCAUAGCGUAUGGAUGGACAUGGGAUCAGGAAAAAGGGUUGUUGCACCCGAAACCGAUCGUCGACGAAGCCCCUCAGAAAGAUGUUCGGUUGUAUAAUGAACUGAGUCAGGUCAUGGCCUUGAUCGGAAAUCGCCGGAAUUAAGAGUAUCUGGGAGUCUGCAAAAACAGGGGCUACCUUGCAACUCGAUUUAUCCUACAGUAAUAGGCGGGACAUGACGGAGAGAUCGGAU